CACGAACUCGACGCUGCCGCUACCGGCGAGCAUGAAGGCCAAGGUCAAGGCAGUUACCAAGACCGGCGUCUCUCAACGCUUAAUACCGACCAAGUUGCUACGAUGCCCAGCGUUGUCGCGUCUACCUAAAUCACCUCUUCCUCGUGGUGUAACCUUAAGUACUCGCGUCGAACAGCAGGCUCACCGCUGAAGCUCAUCGCGUCGGGCGCGAGCGGGCCUUACAUCGACCCACGUCACCCAGCGGUUCAGUCGAUGAAGGCGAGGCGCGAUGCAAAGCAGUCUUCAGGGAACCGUGGACCAAGAGGGACCGAAAAACCAUUCAACCUGGUACGGUACAACCCCCCGAGUCAAUCUUUCAACAUGGUCGCCGCACCGAGUGCUUUUCUCUUCGAGCCUGAGCGGAAGUGGUAUCCCUAUGCUGAACUGGCGUACGAAAAGUGGGAAGACAAGGUCAAGAGGAUUGCGGCGGAGCGAGCGUCUGCUGGUGCUGUUUCUACGUCUUCUGAUGCACCAAGUUUUUCUCGGACCACUCAGACGCGCCUCAAAUCCCAAGACGAAGAACUUGACGACGACUCGGACAUGGCAAUAGUCCAGCGCAUUAUUUCUCGGCGACAAGAGGUUCUCUCCAAAGCAGUUCCAAUAUCCCUCAAUUUCGCUACCAACAAAGCCAAGAUGGGAGGGAAAGCGGUCUAUGCAUCCCAUGUACGGAGAAGAGUUCGGAGUGCAGUGUCUUUGAUUGUCACACAUGGUGCAAAGGCCAAGGAGGAAGAGGGGAGCGCCAAUGGUGCACCAAGUAGGAAGAAGCUUGUGUACGACCUCGAGGAGGUUGAACAACGUCGGACGCAGCCAGGCAAUGGAUGGAUAUUGAAAGGAUGGACAUACCUGGUGUUCCCUACGCUACAGCUCUAUCGGAUGCCCAUCCCAGAUCUCGUCUCGGAACUUCGCGAGGCCCUGCAGCAGAUUUACAAGAUUGGAUCAGCAUGGGAGGCGCAGUGGAUUGAGAAAGCGCUUCCUCCUGAUUCUGUAGAACGACAAUCAAAGACGACCAUUCGACAGCUUCAUGACAAUCGGGGCGGCAGUGACAAAAAGGAACUUGGAAGUAAAGACCAGCUACGCCCGAGACAUGAAAACCGUUCAACUAGACCGCCUGAUGGUGAUGCAAUGGCAGCUCGACGACCUGGUAAGGGAGAGGGCGACGAAGAGGGACCGACUAAAACGGACCCAUUGCACACGGAGACGGAGACGAAUGGAAAGCAUGACAAACCGCCACGGGUUCGCAAGAGUAGGUUCAAGUUGUGGUCACACGAACCUAUUGUGUAG
Coprinopsis cinerea okayama7#130 is the source of this 1320-nucleotide messenger RNA. RefSeq lists its product as hypothetical. The transcript has 3 exons. The record is from RefSeq and is a predicted model, not a curated record. The coding region runs from base 253 to 1320 and encodes 355 amino acids. Lineage: Eukaryota; Fungi; Basidiomycota; Agaricomycetes; Agaricales; Psathyrellaceae.